Molecule: messenger RNA, 1456 nt
Organism: Phoenix dactylifera (date palm)
Lineage: Eukaryota; Viridiplantae; Streptophyta; Magnoliopsida; Arecales; Arecaceae
Product: serpin-ZXA-like
Molecular function (GO): serine-type endopeptidase inhibitor activity
Source: RefSeq, a predicted model, not a curated record
UCUUCGCUCCCCCUCUCAUCUCUAUUCUUCCUGUAGGGAGAGAAUUGUUUGAGAAAUUUUAUUCCCAAAAUGGACCUCCGGGAGUCGAUCGGAAACCAGACCGCCUUCUCACUCCGGCUCGCGAAGCACGUCGGCUCGGCCUCCGCGGCCGACGCCAACCUCGCCUUCUCCCCGCUUUCCGUCCACAUCGUCCUCGCCCUCGUCGCCGCUGGCGCCAAGGGCCCCACACUCGACCAGCUUCUCUCCUUCCUCCGAUCCAACGCUGCCGGCGACCUCAACGCGCUCUCCUCCCAGAUCGUCGCCCUCGUCCUCGCCGACGGCUCGGCCGCCGGCGGGCCACGGGUCUGCUUCGCCAACGGCGUCUGGGUCGACGCCUCCCUCUCCCUGAAGCCCUCUUUCAAGGAGAUCGUCACUUCCACUUACAAAGCCGAGGCCAAGGCCGUCGAUUUCCAAGCAAAGGCUGCUGAAGUCGCAAAUGAAGUUAAUUCAUGGGUUGAGAGUGUUACAGCUGGUCUUAUCAAAGAGCUCCUUCCUUCUGGAUCUGUUGACAGUACUACCAGAUUGGUGUUUGGUAAUGCACUUUACUUUAAGGGAGCCUGGGAUGAAAAGUUUGAUGCAUCUUCAACUAAAGACUCUGCAUUCCACCUGCUAAAUGGAAGCUCAGUUCAAGUAUCUUUUAUGACUAGUGAAAAAAAGCAAUUUGUCUCCGCGCAUAAUGGCUUCAAAGUCCUUAGGCUUCCUUAUAAGCAGGGUGAGGAUAGGAGGCAAUUUUCUAUGUAUAUUUUUCUACCUGAUGCGCAAGAUGGUCUGUGGAGUUUGGCAGAGAAGUUGAGUUCCGAAUCUGACUUCUUAAAUCGGCACCUUCCGACUCAAAAGGUGGCAGUGGGAGAUUUCAAGCUCCCCAGGUUCAAGAUAUCAUUUGGGUUUGAAGCAUCUAAAGUUUUGAAAGAUUUGGGACUGGCAUUGCCUUUUAGUGGGAAUGGGGAUCUGACAGAGAUGGUUGAUUCGCCUGUAGGUCAUAACCUUUAUGUAUCAUCAGUUUUCCACAAAGCUUUUAUCGAAGUCACUGAGGAAGGAACUGAAGCAGCUGCUGCUUCAGCUGCAGUGGUGGCGUUAAGGUCAUUACAACUGAACCCUCUGGACUUCGUGGCUGAUCACCCAUUUGUGUAUUUGAUCAGAGAAGACAUUACUGGAGUUGUGCUUUUUGCUGGGCAUGUGAUCAAUCCUUUGCUUGCUGGGUAAAUCUCCAGAUGGAGUUGAAAGUUCUUCCGAGUGUACUGACUGUGAGAGAUGUAUGCAUUACAUAAUGAGUGAUAUCAUCGAGACAUGUUAUGAUCGUAUUAUAGUCCACAUCAAUGUUUAGCUGACUCUAUUUUUGUUGUUUAAUAGUCUUCACUGAUUGUAAAUAGCUCUAAUCUGCAUCUUCUAUUUAGUCUCAUGGUCUUUAUAUUGCUAA